Messenger RNA from Marasmius oreades (fairy-ring Marasmius), 1512 nucleotides. RefSeq lists its product as uncharacterized. The transcript has 7 exons. Gene Ontology annotation, biological process: transcription initiation at RNA polymerase II promoter; transcription open complex formation at RNA polymerase II promoter. Gene Ontology annotation, cellular component: transcription factor TFIIE complex. Lineage: Eukaryota; Fungi; Basidiomycota; Agaricomycetes; Agaricales; Marasmiaceae. The coding region runs from base 1 to 1512 and encodes 503 amino acids. The record is from RefSeq and is a predicted model, not a curated record.
AUGUCAACGCCGGAAGAACGAGAUGUUCUCAAAUGCCUUGUCCAACAAGUAUCCCGGGCUUUUUACGAGGCCAAGUAUACCAUCAUUAUGGACCAGCUCGCACGACAUCCUGUGCUGAAGGACGACGACUUGGCGAGUAGGAUGGGUUUGCAACCGAAAGAGCUGAAUAAAGUCAUUGCCGUCCUCUCGAACGACUCUUUAGUUAGAGUAUACCGGCAAAAUGAAUUAAAAGAAGGAGCGCAGCGAGCAGUUGGGAAGCAAUACUAUUAUAUCGACUACGCUCAUUUCUGCAAUGUUGUCAAAUGGAGAAUAGCCAAAAUGCACCACAAGAUUGACUCUACUCUCCGGAACGAACUUGACAACAAAGGCUACAUCUGCCUCCAGUGCAAACAAUCAUAUACGCCCCUCGACGUGGAUAAGCUGAUGGACUUUGCGCGAGGUGUAUUGGUGUGUGAGAUAUGUCACGCGGAGGUGGUGGACAAUGAGAAUGCAGAGAACGUGCAAGGGAGUGAAGAUCGUAUGUCGAGAUUCAACCACCAGAUGCGAUUUAUUUUGGCUGGUUUGAAACAGACUGAAUCGAUGGUGUUACCUUCGUUUGAUGCCGCUGCAUGGAUUAAAACCAACCUAUUAGUUCGAGAAAACGGUGACUCUGCUCAAACCACCGGAGAUCUCAAAAUUGCAGGGUCAGGUCCCAGUGCUGCUCGAGACGAUGGGAUUGGCAUCGUUAUCUCGAGUGAUAAGGAUGAAGCGACGAUGCGCAUGGAACGAGAUGCUCAAGCGGAGAUCAAGCGACAGCAGAAUGCUUUGCCUGCGUGGCACUUGAAGAGUACGAUAUCCGGGGACUUGACAGCGCUGGGUGUGAAGGAGAACGCGAGGGCAGAGGCUGCUGCUGCGAUGCAAGAGUCAAUAUCGAGUUCGAACGAUGAUAUUUUGAGAGGGUUGGGUGUGGUUGGCUCGAGGCCUGUGAAUGGGGUGAACGCAACACAAACCACAGCCUUGUUGACGGUGGACCAAGAUGUUAAGCCGCAGAUACACCAUGAGGCCGAUUAUUACGAACAGUAUUACGCCUCGCUGGCCGCUUCUGCCGCUGCUUCUGCAGUAGCUACUCCCUCUGGGUUAAGUUUACCAGGCAGUUCUGACUUUGACAAUCUUGAGGAGGAGGAAGAGGACAGGAAACCAACGACUGAAUAUCUGAACUCGUUGAACGACUAUAGGAAGCGUUCACGAUCAGGGGAGGAUGUUGGAUCUUCUGGUAAGACAAAGCAGGCGAAAUUAGAGGAAUCCACAUCUCGGGUCAAUGGGGUCGCCGCGAAUGGGAGUGCCUCUAUGAGUAUGAGUUCGCGGACAAAGGACCUUAACGGGGCUGCGAAGGUCGUACACGAUCCCCUCGUCCCUGUGAACGGUAUUUCCAAACCGUUAUCAGAAGUGACGGAGGAGGAUCACGAACUGAUGUCUCCCGAAGAGUACACCGCAUAUUUCGAGAUUUUGCAGGCCCAGGAGGAGGUUUAUUAA